GGUUUGACUGCAGCACUCUAUGGUAUUUCUGUAAGAUCGGAAAUCUCAGAUAAUUAUAACAACUUGAUCAGGACCGAGUCUCAGCGAAUGAUGAGAUGACUGUAGAGAUGAAAGAUACAAACACACAACAACCACUGCAGCAUACAGGAAGUAAGCAUGUGUUGAACAUAUUAGUAACAGUGUGUUUGGAGCUGCUGUGUGUUCUUCUACUGACUGCAGUCAUAGUGGUGCGUGUCCUGAUCUAUACAAACAAUCAGUGUCACAUCGAGAGCAAAAAUAUCAGAGAAGAGAGAGACCAGCUACUAACCGAAUAUACCAACAUCACAGAAGAGAGAGAACAGCUACUAACCAACAAUACCAACCUAACUAAACAAAAUGCAAAGUUAAGUCAUGAGAACAUAAAUCUGUGGAAAUGUUUUAAUGAAAAAGAUGGUUGGAAAUAUUACCGGUUCAGUUACUACUACAUUUCAUCUGAGAUGAAAAACUGGAAUGAGAGCAGAAGAUACUGUAGAGAGAGAGGAGCAGAUCUGAUCAUCAUUAACAACAAAGAGGAACAAGAUUUUAUUAAGAAGACAAUGUCUAGUCCUGUGAGAUUCUGGAUUGGUUUGACUGACAUUGAAGUUGAGGGCAGAUGGAAAUGGGUUGAUGGCAGCACACUGACCACAAGAUUUUGGGUGACACCACAGCCUGAUGGCAAAAGAAAUGCGAACUGUGUUCUGUCCACUUCAUCAGGAUGGUUUGAUUAUCAAUGUUCUUAUUCAACAAAAUGGAUCUGUGAGAAGAACAAAAUGUAAACGACUAUUAUAUGCAAUACAUGUUUAUUCAGGACAUUUUAAACAUCCCAAAGGGGUUUAUAUUGAAAGU
Messenger RNA from Paramisgurnus dabryanus, 864 nucleotides. Its product is annotated as C-type lectin domain family 4 member M-like. The record is from RefSeq and is a predicted model, not a curated record. Lineage: Eukaryota; Metazoa; Chordata; Actinopteri; Cypriniformes; Cobitidae.